AUGCAAUAUAGGGAUGAGAGGGUAGAGAGAGUUGCUAAAACUGAAAAAGCAGCAAGCCCUGCAAAAGCAAAAAAUAAAACUGUAGUGGAUCCUCCAGUGGGUAAUACGGCAAUGACACAGCGUGAAAGAUUGACUGAACAGCUCGACAAAGGAACCUUGGAAUGUUUAGUCUGCUGCGAAAGAGUUAAGCAAACAGAUUCAGUUUGGUGGUGCUCCAAUUGUUACCAUGUGUUACACCUAAGAUGCAUCAGGAAAUGGGCUACAAGCAGUUUAGUGGAAGGAAAAUGGCGCUGUCCCGCUUGUCAGAAUACGAAUGAAGAGGUUCCGACUGAGUACCGUUGCAUGUGUGGCGCGGUACGAUCGCCCGAAUAUUCCCGUGGAACAGUGAGCGCCCACACUUGCGGAAAAUCCUGCCGCCGGCCAAGGAGCUGUCCGCAUCCUUGUACUCUUCUGUGCCACCCUGGCCCCUGCCCACCUUGCCAAGCCACCAUAAGCAAGCAAUGCGGAUGCGGCGCUGAGACCCGUUCCGUGCUCUGUAGCAGCAAGCUGCCACAGCUGUGCGGUAGAGAGUGCAAACGCACGUUGGCUUGCGGCGUUCACAAGUGCCAACGCGAGUGCCACGAAGGCCUGUGUGAUGAGUGUUCCGAAACUGUCACCCAAGUGUGCCACUGCCCCGCGGCGAAGUCGCGCUCGGUGCCCUGCACGGCGGAGACGGGCGCGUGCGCCACGUGGUCGUGCGGGGCGGCGUGCGCGCGCGUGCUCGCGUGCGGCGCGCACGUGUGCCGCCGCGUGUGCCACCCGCCCGAGUGCGCGCCGUGCCCGCUGCGCCCGGAGAACGUGCACACGUGCCCGUGCGGAAACACCAGGAUUGAGAAAGGCCAACGCAAAUCCUGCACCGACCCCAUACCACUUUGCGGCAACAUCUGCGCAAAGCCGCUGCCCUGUGGCCCUGAUGGAGACAAACAUUUCUGCAAACAGCUGUGUCAUGAAGGACCAUGCCCGACGUGCCCCGACAAAACCCUGCUCCCGUGCCGCUGCGGUCACUCCAGUCGAGAGGUGCCAUGCGCUGAAUUACCCGAGAUGGCCAAUAACGUGCUGUGCCAGAAGAAGUGUAACAAGAAGCUGUCAUGCGGCCGCCACCGCUGCCGGACCGUCUGCUGCGCCGCCCAGUCGCACCGCUGCGCGGUCGUGUGCGGCCGCACGCUCUCCUGCCAGCUGCACCGCUGCGAGGAGUUCUGCCACACCGGUCACUGCGCCCCCUGCCCCCGCGUCAGCUUCGAGGAGUUGCGCUGCGAGUGCGGCGCGGAGGUGGCGCUGCCGCCGGUGCGAUGCGGUGCGCGCGCGCCCGCCUGCAGCGCCCCCUGCCGCCGCGAGCGCCCCUGCCGCCACCCGCCGCACCACUCGUGCCACACCGGCGACUGCCCGCCCUGCGUCGUGCUCACCACCAAGAUGUGCCACGGACGCCACGAGGAACGCAAGACAAUACCUUGUUCCCAAGAAGAAUUCUCAUGCGGUCUGCCCUGUGGCAAGCCGUUGCCCUGCGGAAAGCAUACAUGCGUGAAGACAUGCCACAAAGGACCAUGUGAUACUGAAAAGUGCCGGCAGCCGUGCGCGGAGAAGCGCGCCGGCUGCGGGCACGCGUGCGCCGCGCCGUGCCACGUGGCGGGCGGCGGCGCGUGCCCGAGCAGCUCGCCGUGCCGCCGCGCCGUGCGCGCCACCUGCCCGUGCUCGAGGCGCACCGCCGAGCGCACGUGCCACGAGAACGCCCGCGACUACGCCAAGUUGAUGAGCACACUAGCGGCUACGAAGAUGCAAGAGGGAGGUUCUGUUGAUAUUUCUGAGGUACAACGCCCCGGCGCUAUGCUCAAAACGCUGGAGUGCGACGACGAGUGCCGCAUGGAGGCGCGCUGCCGCCAGCUGGCGCUGGCGCUUCAGAUCCGCAACCCGGACGUGUCCGCGAAGCUGGCGCCGCGCUACAGCGAGCACGUGCGCGCGACCGCGGCGCGCGAGCCCGCCUUCGCGCAGCAAGUGCACGACUGCCUCACGGAGCUCGUGCAGCGCGCCAAGAAGUCGAAGCAGAAGACCCGCGCGCACUCGUUCCCCUCCAUGAACCGGCAGAAGAGGCAGUUCAUCCACGAGCUCUGCGAGCACUUCGGCUGCGAGAGUGUCGCCUACGACGCGGAGCCGAACAGAAACGUGGUCGCCACCGCAGACAGGGAAAAGUCGUGGCUGCCGGCGAUGAGCGUUCUGGAGGUGCUGGCGAGGGAGGCGGGAAAGAGGCGCGUCCCCGGGCCGGUGCUACGCGCCCCGCCCCCCGCUACGCACGUCCCUCCCACUGCUACGCCCGCUACAUCGACAAGCAGGACAACCGGUGCCUGGGCGACGCUCACCUCCACAAACGCGUGGGCUUCGCGCAGCCAGCCGCGCCCUGCCCCAGCGGAGCCCAAGAUAGACUACUUCGACAACCCGCCGGAAAAU
Molecule: messenger RNA, 2478 nt
Organism: Iphiclides podalirius (scarce swallowtail)
Lineage: Eukaryota; Metazoa; Arthropoda; Insecta; Lepidoptera; Papilionidae
Source: the annotation of a GenBank genome assembly